ACCGUACUGUCCGCGCGUGGGACCAUUAGCUGACACAUUGGCAAACGAGGAGAACGAAGAGAUCCUAAAAAGCGCUUUGACCCGCAUUCCCAAAAGAUAUGGCAGGGUAAUGUCUUGCCACAGUCUGAAAUACAGGAUGAUCGUAGUGAGGACGCGGUCGAAGAAAAGCAAAAGCCAGCAGGAAGCCCGGUCAGCAGGUCGCUGCACCGCUUACCAAAGCGACCCGACAUAAAUCAUCCACCGUUGAGAAAGCUCCGUCAUUGGUGCCAGGACGGUUGCGUGGAAGCUUGAGUAUUUCGUGACUCGAUAGAUGAGGUUAUCCAGCGAAACUGGCUUUCAAUGUAUUCCACAAUCGAAAGCAUUCAAGCGGAUCAAUGACGACCGCCAUUGCGAUGAGAGCUGAUGAGCUUUAAGCAAGUCUCCAGGGCUGAUCAACGCCAAGGCGAUGCCCAUGCUCUUCAUUUCACAGGCGAUGUGGUCUGCCGUGUCGAUUUGGCCGUUGACGGAUUCCUAUCCGCCCGCCGCAAAAGAGACUCGCAUUAAUGAGAGCAGACAUGAUGACAUAUAUAUGCCGUCGCUUUUGGUUGUCUUCUCCCCAUCGAUAGUGGGCGAUAUUAACGUCUUCCAGACAUCCGAUCGGGUCAAAAUGUCCGAGUGUGUUCUUAAAAGGCUUGAAGACGAAUCGCUCGGAGCCGAACGCAGAAAUCGGGCUGCGCACGACGUGGGUGUCUUGCUCGCAAUCUCUCUUGAAGUCGCACUCUUCGAAUGGCUGCGAGGCCACAUUUCCUCUGCAGUCGAACUGCUGAACUUCGGAAGGAGGCGGACACGCACCAGUCCUGCGACCUCAGAUGGGGCUGCAGCUACUCCAAUCGGUUGGAUGGUAGAAAUGCAUUCAAAUGCGCCUCCACUCUGGUGAGACGAAAGGCAGAAGAGCGGAGACACAACGCUCGAGCCUCGUAUCAUUGCGUCAUGGACAGCGAGGCUCACCCGUAACGAGAAAUCAGAAGGACAUGCUCCUUGGUUAAAUCCCGCACAUUAGGCUACCAUGCUAUAGGGAUACGGGCACCACGGAAAACCGCGCGCGGUGGACCAUGCAGCUUCGCAGGCGGA
Molecule: messenger RNA, 1110 nt
Organism: Tilletiaria anomala UBC 951
Lineage: Eukaryota; Fungi; Basidiomycota; Exobasidiomycetes; Georgefischeriales; Tilletiariaceae
Exons: 1
Coding region: 446-916 (156 amino acids)
Source: RefSeq, a predicted model, not a curated record